UAUUCAAAAAAAUAUUGUGAAAUAUGCCCAAACCAUACACUUUGCAGAUACGAGGUCCGAGUUCAACAUGCUUAGGGUAUGAUAAAAAAGCAUUACUAACAGAGAAUGAUAUUAAAGCAAUAGUCGAUCAUAUCAAUUAUCGAAGAAAUUUCAUUGCAUUGGGCCAUUCGAAUGUUUUGCCAGGAGCUGCUAACAUGCAAAAGAUUAGCUGGUCUCAAGAAUUAGCAACAUCUGCUCAGCGGUGGGUGGAUCAAUGUGACCAAACGUUACGGCCCGAAAAAGAAGAUCAAUGUCGUGAUUUAGAAAACAUGAAAGUUGGACAAAAUAUUGCCACGAUAUUUGGACCAUCCCCUGGUCUUAAUGUGAAAAGCUUCGUCGAAAUGUGGUUUAUGCAAUCAUUAAACUAUCCCGGAGUAGUUACAUAUUACAAUGAGUCUCGAGACUAUAAAAGUAAUCAAUUUACACAACUUAUUUGGGCCACUACCGAAAUAGUUGGAUGUGGAAAAGCUAAAUUUUACGUUAACAAUAAUAAAAAAACAAUCGCAGUAAGACUCGUUUGUAAUUUCGCCCCACGGGGCAACGUACAUGGAAAACCAGUUUAUAUUAUUGGAUACGCUGCGACGCAAUGCCUAGACGAUAUGGAUCCUGAUAUCAUUUUUCCUGGAUUAUGUCGUCGACCACUACAAACCAAUGAAGUAUUUGGUAAUUCAAAAAAAUUCAAAAGUAGAUUGUUACCAGCGACACCAAUAGCCAAUAGCUUACUUCGGAUUCGCAAUUUAUUUAAUGAUUCUGCAAAGCAAGAAAUUGAUCCCGUUUAUAAUAAUUUAAAGCACAUGAAAAAAUCAUGCAAAAAUGAAACUCCUCAAAGCAACAAAAAAUCAAGCUCUAUUAUUGUGCAGGAUAACACUCUCGAUGCAGUCAAACGCAGCCAUACAUUGGAUAGCGAGAAUUUUUGGAUAAAUCACAGAAAUACUUCCCGAAAUUAUGGAGAUGAUCUCUUCCAUCAGGAUAAAGGACAUUCAAGAGUAUAUCAUGGCCAUGACCAUAGAAAUGAAUUCGAUUCAAUUCAUCCAGAAUCAUUCUUUACAGAUUCUCGAAGAUUUGACUACACUACCCCUCCAUUAAAUUAUCUUAAAGAUCGAGAUUACCGGAAACAUAAUAUAAACAGACAGUGUACUCGUAAUAUAGGAUCUAAGAUUAUAAAAAAUUUUGCUACAGAAUGUAAUCCAUGUAAACAAAAAUUAAAAUGUACGAGAGGACAAAAAAUUAAUCCUCAAACACAUGUCUGCGAUGAUCGCGAAGCUCUCGCCUAUCCUCAAGAUUUUUGUAGAUGUCAUAACUUUCAAAUAACUUGCCCAACUACUAAUCUUUGUAUUCCAAAUACGAACAGUGAAUGUUUUAACUUUAACUAUCCAAUUCAACGCUGUCCAAACAUGCUUAGAACUUUAGAAACUAAAGUCAAAAAUAAUAUGGAAAAGCAAGAAGAAAUACAUUAUUUUGACUUAUUUCCUAAUAGGGGGUUAAGAAAAUAUGAUCCAACUUUGAAACAAGUAAAACUCUUUACUACUGAAAAUAUAAAUAUAUUAGACGAACAAAAUCUAAAACUUCUUAAUAAACAAAAAGACAAUUACCCAAAUUACAGUGAAAUAAAGAGAAGUGUGUCUGAAGAUGAUACAAAAUUUAAACCGUUUUGGCAGAUAGAUGGUUUUACUCACAAAAAAGAACCCCAGCUUAAGUCCAUGAAGUAUACCACAUUAUCAAAUAAGAAAAACAGGAUAUCAAAAAGAACGACUUCAAAGCAAAAACUGAAAACGGAGCACAUAACCUUAAAGCUUAAUUAUGAUCAAAAAGAAAAUAGGAAGCCUGUUUCUGAAAAAUAUUUAUCAUUUGAUGAACUUAUGCAUCUUAGAAAAUUGAACACGGGUAAUUUCAGUGGUCGGCGAUUUCAUGAUAUUAAUUCUGAGGAUGACGAAAGCAAACAAUCUUUAAGAAAAUCGGCCACAUCGGAAACGACAGAAAGUACAUCAGAAUAUACUGCUAAUACGCCAUUUAUUCGUUUGAAGCAUUGUACACGAAAAUUAACGUGUACUUGGACAGCCGCUUCAUUAACUGACAGUGCAGGUAGUGUUAUACCGGGAGGAGCAGGAGGUGCAGCUGGGCAUAUGGGUUCCCGUACACCUCCUGGUUACGUUGAAGGCUGUACGCGUACAUCGACAUGUACUAGAGAUUAUAUGAAUAGAAACAAAAUGGCUAAAUUACCUGUGGAAACUACAAGUUCUGAAUUUGAUUCAGGUGACGAAGAGGACUACUGUGAACGACGUUCUUUAAACCGCCGACAUUCUAAUAAAACUGUUUCCAUUCAAAUAAACGACCUGUAUAAUAAAUCUUAUUCGAGACAAAAUUCUUUCUUUUAUAUUGCUUAA
This is a messenger RNA of Vanessa atalanta (red admiral), 2423 nucleotides long. RefSeq lists its product as uncharacterized. NCBI's taxonomy places the organism in Eukaryota, Metazoa, Arthropoda, Insecta, Lepidoptera, Nymphalidae. The record is from RefSeq and is a predicted model, not a curated record. The transcript has 10 exons. The coding region runs from base 24 to 2423 and encodes 799 amino acids.